Fraxinus pennsylvanica is the source of this 1632-nucleotide messenger RNA. NCBI's taxonomy places the organism in Eukaryota, Viridiplantae, Streptophyta, Magnoliopsida, Lamiales, Oleaceae. The record is from the annotation of a GenBank genome assembly.
AUGGACGGAUAUUCAGGUAAAAAAGCUCCUUGUGGGGUUGUCCCCAAAAAAGGGUCUGGCAUUGGUUUGAAAGAUAUUGCUAAGAAUACAGAUCAGAGAGCUCAAUUCUGCAGUCGACUGGGAUGCAGUGGCAGAAUUAAGUGCACUCAGAUUACCAAAAAUGGAAGCUCCAUUAAAGCUAAAUGUUUGAGGCCUUCAGUGCAUUCUUCAAAUGACAAGAAAAUAAUUGGAAAUCCCUCUAGGACGUGUCCUGUUGUGACCAGUGCAAAAAAAUCAGGUCCUGAUUCUAAGAGAAAGUUCUCUUCUCAAUUAGAAAUUGAUCCAUCAGAAAGCAGUGCUUCAGGUGAGGCUCCGGACCCUAUGCCUUCGCCAAGUAGAACUCAAACAGCACAUCACUCAGAAUCUAGAGAUGCCAAGACUCGAAAGGGUACGGUGAUGGAUACAGGGAGUUCUAGAGUAACAUCAACUAUUAAGCCAAGAACAAUAUCUAAUCGUAAUUCUGGAUCAUGCAGCGAAAGCAAUCAGCUAGAUUCUAUUCCACCAGUUUCUGAAAGUUCUGGCCUUAGAGCAAAGAACUGUAGUAGUAGGAGCAGGUAUGGUUUGAGAAGUCUAAAGUGUAAUUCAAUGUCGGAUGUCAUUCCACAAAGUUUUUCAACCUCAGAUUCCAAACCUAAUACGAAGGAUGUAGUGAAAAAAGGAAAUCCAGGAGGGCAAAGCAUUUCAUCUCCUGGAUUGAACCAAACAACUGUAGCCUCGUCCAUAGUCGGAAAUGUCGCCCCGUCAAAUAGUGGUAUCUCCAUAUCUAGUCCGAGACACAACAGAAGUUGGGCUCAUAGAGAGGAGGGGAAUGGAGUUGCAUCUGUCCGCACUCGGAGGUUAACAAAUAUAAACACAACACCUAGACAUUCUAAUCAAUAUGAUGGAAACAGUUCCUCAUUAAGAGAACCAGUGUUCCGGAUUUCUCAGUUAUGUCGGCCUGAGCUACCAGUUGAUGCUGGCGGUCACAAUUCCUCUCAACACUUCUCUGCAAAUGUUUCUUCAAUUGGUUCAAGUUCGUAUAGUCUUUCGAGUAGUAACGGCAAUAAUCUCUCCAGUGUAAUGCCUGCAGAAUUGGGCAUUACCCAUUUAAUGGAUCGUAUGACAUUGCAGCGACUUAAUAUUGGUGGAAUUGCUGAGGUAUUAUUAGCAAUUGGAAGACUUGAACAAGAUGAAGAACUGAUUAGUGAGCAUAUUUCUGCCUUGGAGAUCAGUUUACUCAGUGGGCUCAACCAUUAUUAUGACCAACAUAGAGACAUGAGACUUGACAUUGAUAGUAUGUCCUAUGAGGAAUUAUUAGCUUUGGAGGAGAGGAUAGGCACCGUUAGCACAGCGCUCUCUGAAGAGGAAUUGACAAAAUGCCUAAGGAAAAGCUGCUAUCAAGCUAUCCCUUCUGAAGUACGGGACACUGGAUCUUUGGAGGAUGGCAAUGACACCAAGUGCUGUAUUUGUCAGGAGGAGUACGGAUUUGGUAAUGAAAUUGGUACAUUGGGAUGCCAGCACGGGUAUCACAUGGCAUGUGUCGUACAAUGGUUGCGGCUGAAGAAUUGGUGUCCCAUCUGCAAGAUUUCUGCAUCUCCCUCUCAACCAUCUUAG